UGGCGGCUCCCCGGACGCAGGCGCAGGCACAGGCACAAGCGCAAGCGCUCCUUCGCUGGUUAGGGGGGAGAAAUCACAAAUCUUACUUGAAAAUGGCUUUUAACAAUCUGACACUGAAGGCAGCAUCACUUUAUGACGAAUGGAUUAAAAAAGCUGAUCCUCGAGUUGAUGGCUACCCACUCAUGUCAUCGCCUUUGCCACAGACAAUAAUUAUUGCAGCGUAUAUCUAUUUUGUCACUAACCUGGGACCAAAGUUCAUGGAGAACAGAAAACCUUUUGAUUUGAGGCAAAUAAUGCUAUUUUACAACUUUGGUGUAGUGGCCCUUUCAAUUUAUAUGACUUAUGAAUUCCUCAUGUCAGGCUGGGCUACAGGCUAUUCCUUUCGCUGUGACCUAGUUGAUUACUCCUGGUCACCCAUGGCUUUAAGGAUGGUCCGUGUUUGCUGGAUGUAUUAUUUUUCCAAAUUUAUUGAACUGCUAGACACUGUCUUCUUUAUCCUCCGAAAAAAGAAUGAACAAGUGACAUUCCUCCAUGUCUUUCAUCACACAAUUAUGCCUUGGACCUGGUGGUUCGGAGUCAAAUUUGCUCCAGGUGGCUUAGGAACAUUCCAUGGUAUGGUGAACUGCAUCGUCCAUGUGAUCAUGUAUAUGUAUUAUGGACUCUGUACAUUGGGACCAGCCUAUCAUAAGUACUUGUGGUGGAAAAAGUAUAUGACAACUAUACAACUGGUCCAGUUCAUUAUAGUGACUGUCCAUAUAGGGCAAAUUUACACCAUGGAUAAUUGCCCAUAUCAGUAUCCAGUCUUCAUGUUUAUCAUCUGGCUGUAUGGCGUUUUGUUUUUAAUCCUGUUUCUACAUUUUUGGUAUGUUGCUUACACUAAAGGCCAAAGACUCCCAAAGCAUAUGAAAAAUGGCAUUGACAAGAACAAGUCUGAAUGAAGCCCUCUGCCACAAACACAUUUUUGGACCUGCACUACUUGACAAUCAAUAUGCAUAAGUGCACAGCAGACUGGAUGUUUUGUAUAUGGUUCUCAUAAACCCCCCAACCUCAUCAACUGUGUAUUUUUAUUAUAAAUUAUUUGGUAUUUAAUCUCGAUAUGAGAGGAGGAAAGUAAAACUACUGAUUAAGAGACACUGACCCACAGUUUUUAAGCAACAGUGUACAUAUCUUUGAUGUUUUUUCUUUUUAUCGAAGAAAUGAAUACUUGGCGGCACUCUUAGGAUCCCAUCCAAUAUGGCUGCCUGCAAUCCUUCAAAUCCGGAGGCUUAAAGGCAUCCCGUGGAGGGCAAAGUAGCAUGGAAGUGAGGAUUGCCUCUGUUUCUCUCACCCAUGCUUCCCUUCCAAGGAGGAGGGGCUGAAGCAAUGAUAGGACUCCUUACAUCCUGGCAGAGCUUUGUUCCUUCCCUGGCUUGGAGUGUUUCUCCAGAUCAGGGCUGUGGCUCCAGAUUUUCUAGUGGCUUUCUAAGAUGUGUCUAGCAGCCAUAGGAUUGCACCCAAAGAGAUGUACACAAAUAUGUAUAUGGAAAUGAAGUGUGUCUAAUAAGUAUACAAAAGUACAUUUGAUCACUGACAGACAUACUUGUUUCGACUGAUGUCAAAAGUUAUUUGGUCAGUAAGCUGCUUUUAAUAGUGAAGGGUGAACUUACCUGGAUGAAUUUGUUGUUUCUUUGGAAUAUAGUGAACUUACUCCUCUGUCAGUGCUCUAAGAAUUCUUCUUUAAAACUCUUGUUCCAUGGAAAUAAGCUUUUGUGAAUGUCAGAAUGCUUCUUGGGAGAUGGAGCUUGGAGAUGUAUCAUGAUGACUUGUGCUACCACAGUACCUACUGCCUUCCACGGCCUUCCAAAAAGUCACUCCACCCACUGACAGCACGUUUACUCACUGAACAAAAUAAAGUAUGGUAAAAACAAUGAUGACCCAGAUCUGAUCCAACGAGAAUAAGAGAUCACCGUGUACCAUGAGCAAGAAAGCAGUUAAUCCAACAACUCAGCACAUGCACAGAAAUAGCAUUAUUUAGAUAUAGACUGCACAUGCUCAGAAACUCAAUCAAUUCUGAACUAAACACUGAAUUCAAAACAUUGAAUAGGCAGCACUCAACCCAUGACCUGGCAGCACUUCUUUUAACUGAAAUGUAAUACAAUUUCAUAAGUGAUAAAUGAAUAAACAGUUUUGUUAAUACA
Molecule: messenger RNA, 2177 nt
Organism: Varanus komodoensis (Komodo dragon)
Lineage: Eukaryota; Metazoa; Chordata; Lepidosauria; Squamata; Varanidae
Gene: ELOVL7
Product: ELOVL fatty acid elongase 7
Exons: 8
Coding region: 93-938 (281 amino acids)
Biological process (GO): fatty acid elongation, saturated fatty acid; fatty acid elongation, monounsaturated fatty acid; sphingolipid biosynthetic process
Cellular component (GO): endoplasmic reticulum membrane; endoplasmic reticulum
Molecular function (GO): fatty acid elongase activity
Source: RefSeq, a predicted model, not a curated record